AUGGCUUUUUUGAAAAGGUUGAAUGUAGCCUCGCAUUCACGUUCCAGCUCAAAUUCGUCUAAUAGGGCUUCACAAAGUUCAGGUUGUGUAGGUAAAACAUGCCCAAACAAAGUUCAUUUAGAAGCUUCCGGUGUUAGAAAUGAGUAUCUAAACCGCAAUGCUAAAGCUAGUGAAAGUGGUGGCUAUGAUGCUUUAAGCGAUGUUGGCCAACAUUCUGCCCCGCUUAGUCCUAGUGAGGCAAAUGUUAUUAGUAAAGAUGAUAUAAUGGAUACCGAGACGAGAGUAUCAAUAGAAAAGACAGUUUAUCCAUGGGAUGUAACUGAUCCUGAGCAGUGGACUAUGCAUCGCGUGAAGACCUGGCUAAAAGAACAUGAUUUCGACGAACAAUGGGUAUCAUUUUUCCGUAAGAACCACAUUUAUGGCAAGAAUUUCUUACAAUUGUUGGCUAAAGAUAAUUUUAGCAAGCAUGAGAAUUUCCUGUCGACUACUAAGAAUUCCUCCUAUGAACGGUUCCAAUACCUCCUGAAGCGGACUUUGGAAGAUAGUGUUACUUGUGGUCACAAGGCACAGAGAAGCACUAUUGUGAGUGAUGCACGGAACUCAUUUGAUUCUAUUAGUAGGCAUAUGAAGCGUUUGAGUGGCGCUUCUGACCAAAGGAGUGGGCAUUCGGACUGUACCUACUCUAGAAAAGCUGCGGAUAUCGGCGAGGAACGAUAUGCGCGCGGGAGAACCCACCAAAAGGCUAGGAGUACUGGUGCAAUAUAUAGAAGGAGUUUUAUUUCAUUAAGGAGUCUUUCGAGCAAUAAUAGAGGUGACCAUGAUGAUCGUAAGCCAUUACCAAUUGUCACGCUAAAUAUACCUCCUAGACCUUUUUCUACAAUCGAGAACACACCAAAUUCAUCUCCUACUUCAACUUUAAAAUUGCAGCAGUCGCCGCUUUCUCCAGUAAAUGGUCAGAUUUUUAACAGAACCCAUAAAAGUAGUUCUUCUGAUUCGUCUUUAUUCAACUCCAAAUCAUAUAACGAGGAUAUGUUGAAGGUCUCCAACUGUAGUAGUCCACAGAACGAGUGUCCAUCUCAAAAAAGACUAUCAGAUGUUAUGCAUUCGCCUUUAAGGCUCUCUCCAUGGCAUAUGGAUGAUAGAAGUAAGUUUUGGGACAAGUUAAAGAAAAUAACGCAUUCGGGUAGUGAUCAAUGCGGUCCGUCAAGAUACAAGGCGUUAUCAAACAUUCGUGGUACUGGCCAGCAAAUUUCUACUUUACAAGAAUACUCUGAUGAAAAUCUACCUUCAGCUACAAGUGCUAGCACUGCAGAAAGUUUCUACAAUGUUAACCAACCCCAAGUGCGUAUGCCAAAAUUGGAAGACAAAUAUCAUCCUGUAAAAACGCCUGAUUUUGUUUCGCAGUAUGUUUUGGUUUCUAAGGAUAAUAAAGCUUUCUUACCUUUGCCAUUGGGCUCCAUUACAACUUCCAAAGAUUUAAGAGAAGAAGUGUCAUCUUUGCUGGACAUUAAGAGUGAUUUUACCUUCCAUCUUACAGACUUCGGAUGUCAGCCGGGCGAACCCCUCCCGGCUGAUGUGAUGAGCACUUUACGUGAUACAGCCUUUAUCAAUUCAAGUUGGAAACUUUACGUUAACUGUAACGUAAAACCUAAGUACUCUCAGAAGGCUGCCGAGUUAGUUGAAGGUUCCGUCAACACAAAAGCUUUCCCUAGUAAAAAUUCAUUGAAAUCAACCACUAGUAGUGUUGUAAGCUCUAAUGAUGAUAUGUACUCAUUCACUGAUAUCACGUCAAUUGAUGAACAUGGAAACGUUACUGGGAGAAGAGAGUACCCAAAAACCCCAAGCCACUACUAUGAUCAAGGUAGUGCUAUUCAGAGCCCAGAAGUUGAUUAUUGGAAUAUUAAAGAUAAAUUGCCUGAUCUUAACUCCUCAAUAAGCACAGCAAGAGUGAGAUCAAACAGCAAAACUGCAAUGGCAUCAGGAUCCUCCUUGGAUGACUUAAAGAAGCAGAGCUUUAAGGUGAUUCGGAAGCACAGUAAUACUGAAAUAGAUUUUAACAAAGGUAGAGCUUCGCCUUAUGUAAGACCAGAGUUGGCACCAAAACGUGACGCCCCAAAGCCCCCUUACAUGGGUUCUCAAAUCUCCUUAGCUUCUGUUCAUUCGGUACAAAGCGGUGCAACUGAGUCGGUAGCUCCUCCAAUAUCUCCUGGUAAACCUAAUCGUCAACGCACAGUAUCAUUUUUGAAGAAAGUACGCCCUCCGCCCCCUGCAGUGGAUGGUUCAAUAUCUGUGGAUACCAAGGUAACUAUUUCCACCCCAGAGAAUUCCACACCAACUGAUUCCAUAGUUCCUUCGUACACACCGGCAACUUCGCACGUGUUGGUUCCAAAACCGUACAAAGGUAAGCUACCAAUUUCAGACGGCGAACCUGACGAACAAAAAAUGACUACUGCAGCCUCUAUUAGUCGGAACCAUAGGACUAGAAGAUCUUAUUCUCUCAAGACUUCUUCAUUGCCAACAAGGGUAAAUUCGACUCGACUUGUAUCAUCUACUUCUGCAGCAGAUAUUUUCGAUGAAAAUGAGAUAUCAUUCGCAGGCGCACCGGAAUUAUCUGACUUUGAUAGUGAGGGGAGUGUUGACUCGGACGAUAUUAUUUGGUCAUUUGAUAAAUCUGCUAAAGAUUCUUCCACAACAGGCGGUGAACUUGAACGUGCCAACUCCGCAGCGGAUACUACACUCUCUAGUGAUGUGAAUGAAUAUGGUAUUCCAUCUCGUAAAAUGACCUUAAGACCUACUGCAGAAGUGGUUUAUCAGAAUCUAGAAAUGUUCUUCCCUGACACUGAUCUAGAUAAACCAAUAUUGGAAGGAUUGACUCCUUCUGCGUCUCCUGCACCUUCAAUUAAGUCUCCAUUACCAACAGUUCCUGAUAGGUCUGUGACUCCAUCCCCCUCAAGUUCUGUCAGGCAGCUAACACCGCGUCCAUUUAUAGCAAACAACAACUCUAAUGAUGAUAUUAAUCAAGUUGACACAGUAAAGUCACCAAGACGCACAAGGACGAUUCGAGCUAUUGCUCGUGAGGCUAGCGAAGCAAGAAAACAGCGUUUAGUGAAUAACGUGAAGCGUCAUAACACCAAGAUGUGGGGAACGAAAGUCGUUGAAAUAACAGACAAGCGCACCGUAUCUAUUAAUAAAGCCAAAAAUUCUAAGGGCGAAUAUAAAGAGUUUGCCUGGAUCAAGGGUGAGCUCAUAGGUAAAGGGUCAUUUGGUGCUGUAUACUUAGGGUUAAACGUAACUACUGGUGAAAUGAUGGCUGUAAAACAGGUCGAAGUUCCAAAAUUUGGCUCACAGGGCGAAACCGCGGCAUGUACAGUAAAUGCUUUAAUCUCUGAAGUGUCAACCCUAAGAAAUCUUGACCACCUGAAUAUUGUGCAAUAUUUGGGUUUUGAAAACAAAAAUGGAAUCUAUAGUCUAUUCUUGGAAUAUGUCGCAGGUGGUUCUAUAGGUUCACUCUUCAGGCUCUAUGGCCAUUUCGAUGAACAACUGAUCAGAUUUUUGACGAGGCAGGUUUUGGAAGGACUGGCAUAUUUGCACCUGCGCGGAAUUUUACAUAGAGAUCUCAAAGCAGAUAAUAUUCUCUUGGACAAUGCUGGUGUUUGCAAAAUCAGCGACUUCGGUAUAUCAAGACAGUCCAAUAACAUAUACUCCAACUCUGAAAUGACAAUGAGAGGAACUGUCUUCUGGAUGGCGCCAGAGAUGGUCGACACGACACAAGGAUAUAGUGCAAAAGUCGAUAUCUGGUCUUUGGGUUGUGUUGUUUUGGAAAUGUUUGCAGGUCGCAGACCUUGGUCUAAUUUUGAAGCAGUGGCUGCCAUGUUCCAGAUCGGUAAAUCUAAAGCUGCACCACCCAUUCCAGAAGAUACCUUGCCCUUAAUUUCACAAGAAGGUCGUGAUUUCUUAGAUAAUUGUUUCAAGGUAGAUCCAGAAGAGCGACCUACCGCAGAUAAGCUUCUGUCUCAUCCAUUCUGUCAAGUCCCGCCAGAGUUCGAUUUUGCUGAAACUGACCUGUUAAAAUUCAUCAAACAGAAUGACAAGCUCAACAACAGUAAAUUACGGAUUAACUCUCAUGAAUAA
Eremothecium sinecaudum is the source of this 4131-nucleotide messenger RNA. RefSeq names its product mitogen-activated protein kinase kinase kinase BCK1 (gene BCK1). Gene Ontology annotation, biological process: protein phosphorylation. The record is from RefSeq and is a predicted model, not a curated record. Gene Ontology annotation, molecular function: ATP binding; protein kinase activity. Bases 1 to 4131 code for a protein of 1376 amino acids. The transcript has a single exon. Lineage: Eukaryota; Fungi; Ascomycota; Saccharomycetes; Saccharomycetales; Saccharomycetaceae.